AUGAUCAUAGCCUCCAGUCAACUGUUAUCAAAUGCGGGAUACUGUAGUUUUCCAGGGGCGCCCGCCCACAGUACAGUGGCGUUCGCAAACACUUCGGCGUCACUGGCGGGGGCUUCACAAUCUAGUUCCAUGCCCCAUGGUACUGUAGCGCAGUACCAGUGCGAAAGGGGGUUCGAAUUAUUGGGGCCGUCCAGGAGAGCCUGUCAUAAUGGACGAUGGGUUCCUGAAGGAAUACCUUUUUGUGUUUUGAAUGUAGCUGCUGGAAAAGCGCCCAUGCAAAUAUCCACAGAAGGUACUGGUGUACCUCAAAGAGCUGUCGAUGGCUCAACUAGUCAAAGGCACGACCCUGCCACCUGCUCCUUGACCAAACCUGAAAGGGUUCCUUGGUGGUAUGUGAAUCUAUUGGAACCUUAUAUGGUGCAAUUGGUGCGAUUGGACUUUGGCAAAGCCUGUUGCGGGCCCAAUAAGCCAGCGACCAUAGUUGUUCGAGUGGGCAACAACAGACCAGACCUGGGAACCAACCCUGUUUGCAACCGAUUUACAGGUUCUUUAGAAGAAGGUCAACCUCUGUUUUUGCCCUGCAACCCUCCCAUGCCAGGAGCAUUUGUCAGUGUACAUUUAGAAGUGUCCCAGCCCGCGCAACUCAGCAUUUGUGAAGCUUUUGUCUAUACUGAUCAGGCUUUACCAAUUGAAAGAUGUCCCCAAUUCAGAGACCAGCCACCUGGCUCCACAGCAACAUACAAUGGCAAAUGUUAUUCCUUCUAUUCUCGACAACCUCUGGCCUUCCGUGAAGCUCUGGCAUUCUGCAGAUCCCGUGGAGGAACUUUGGUAGAUGAAAGUAAUCCAGCUCUUCAAGGAUUUGUCAGCUGGGAAUUGUGGAGAAGACACAGGAGCGACUCAAGUUCUCAAUACUGGAUGGGAGCAGUACGUGAUCAGACAGAUAGAGCUAACUGGAAAUGGUUGUCAGGAGCUGAUGUUACUGUUUCCUUCUGGAAUCUUCCUACAGGAGAACAAGAUUGUGCACGAUUUGAUGGCAGCAAAGGAUGGCUUUGGUCAGAUACUGAUUGCGAUGUUCCAUUGAACUAUAUAUGCCAACAUCAACCGAAAGCUUGUGGCAGACCAGAACAACCACCCAAUUCAACCAUGAUUUCUGAUAGAGGUUUUGCAGUAGGAGCUUCUGUUAGUUACGCAUGUGACGAAGGACAUCUUCUUGUUGGACCCAGUGAAAGAACUUGCUUGGAGACUGGAUUCUAUGAUGAAUUCCCACCUGUCUGCAAAAGUAUACAAUGUGGUUACCCAGCAGAAAUUCGCAGAGGAAGUUAUUCACUUCUGAAUGAUAGCGUAGGUUACUUGAGUGAAGUUUUAUAUACUUGCGAACCAGGAUCAAGAAUGAUAGGACGCGCCAGGCUCACUUGUGAUCUGGACGAGAGAUGGAAUGGUCCACCACCAAGGUGUGAACCUACUCAAUGCGAAUUGUUGCCAUUGGUAUCACAUGCAAUUGCUGAAGGAACAGGACGAAAUGUUGGAGAUCUUGUUGCAUACUCAUGUCACCGAGGAUACACUUUAACCGGAGCUCCAGUUUUGACGUGUCUGAAUAAUGGAUUAUGGGAUAGACCAGUUCCUGAAUGUAUAGAGGAAUUAGUAAUACCAGAUUCUCCAAUUCCUGCUGUCACACCAUACAAACCACAUCCUCCAAGACAAACCACUCCAACAAUUACGACAGGACAUAGCAGCAGUACUACUCCAGCCAGACCAAAGCCUACCAGGCCGCGGCCAUUCUCCAUAAGUCCAUCCACGACUACAGUCAGAGGUCAAGACAGUCAAGAAAGGACACCAGUUAUCUCAGGCAAUCAGCCAACACAAGAUAUAAUCAGAAGCAAUAAUAAUAAUAAUAGGCAGUACACCAAUCCGCCAGUUCGAAAACCACAGAGUCCUUUGACAGUUGCUCCCAGCAAUGUUCUAGUUGUGGCCAGGCCUCUGGAUCAUGAAGACACACCCGUACCAGGACCUGAUAGGCUUCCGGCAAAUAAUAGAUCUGAAGGUCCAUUAGGAGCUCGUCUGAAUCUUGGAGCAAUUGUAGCUCUUGGAGCAUUCGGUGGCUUUGUUCUUUUAGCUGCAAUUGUAACUACAGUAGUAAUGCUUGUCAGAAGGAACCACAGUGCCAAACACUAUAGACACCGCGCGUCGCCCGACUGUAAUACUGUCGCCUCAUUCGACUCGUCCAGUUCCGAAUCCAGGAACGGCCUGAAUCGAUACUAUCGGCAAGCCUGGGAGAACCUGCACGAAUCUGCCGGUUCCAAAACGGGAUUGAAAAUCCAGGACCGUACCGCCGCUGCUGGCGUCGGGGGCAUCCAUUCGCCAUUGAGGAGGAAGGAGACCAUGGACGAACCAGACGGUGGAAACGGAUUUAUGCACAGGAAUGGAGCUGGCAUGCAGGAGAAGAAACGACACCACCAUCAUCACCAUCACCAUUCAUCAUCAGCCAAUGGAUUUAGGCAGGAGCCCCAUAUUGUGGCCAACAGUAGACGCGAGCACCGAGAACAUUCUCACAAGAGAUAUUGA
This is a messenger RNA of Ctenocephalides felis (cat flea), 2562 nucleotides long. Its product is annotated as CUB and sushi domain-containing protein 3. NCBI's taxonomy places the organism in Eukaryota, Metazoa, Arthropoda, Insecta, Siphonaptera, Pulicidae. The record is from RefSeq and is a predicted model, not a curated record. The coding region runs from base 1 to 2562 and encodes 853 amino acids. The transcript has 14 exons.